Molecule: messenger RNA, 639 nt
Organism: Tachyglossus aculeatus (Australian echidna)
Lineage: Eukaryota; Metazoa; Chordata; Mammalia; Monotremata; Tachyglossidae
Gene: MIF
Product: macrophage migration inhibitory factor
Exons: 3
Coding region: 107-454 (115 amino acids)
Molecular function (GO): cytokine activity; phenylpyruvate tautomerase activity
Source: RefSeq, a predicted model, not a curated record
GUGGGGGGACCCCUCUCCUGGGCCUGCUUCCCAUCCUUGCUGCCAUCCUUUGUGCUGCCCAUCCUUCCUCCGUCUGCCCAAUCCAUCCUCCCCGGUGCCCGCCGCCAUGCCCAUCUUCUCCUUGCAGACCAACGUGAGCCGGGCCGCCGUGCCCGACGCCCUGGCCUCCGAGCUCACCCAGCAGCUGGCCCAGGCCACGGGAAAGCCCGCUCAGUACAUCGCGGUGCACAUCACCCCCGACCAGGUGAUGGCCUUCGGGGGCUCCUCCGACCCCUGUGCCCUCUGCAGCCUGCACAGCAUCGGCAAGAUCGGAGGGUCGCAGAACAAAACUUACUCCAAGCUGCUCUGCGGUCUGCUCACCAAGCACCUGAACAUCCCUGCUGACAGGAUUUACAUCAACUACUUCGACAUGAACGCCGCCAACGUAGGCUGGAAUGGCUCCACCUUCGCCUGAGAGCUUCCACGCCCGCCACGGCCUCCGCACCCCCUUGACCGCUGUCGCAACCCUACCGGACCCUUGACCUCGGCUCUUCCGUGUGUCCCUCGUCAGGUGGUUGGCGCUUCUCCUCUCCCACCGUCCAGCUGCUGCCGUGACUUCCGGCCCCUAGGUAGAAGAGAAAUAAAUGACUUCAAAAUAAA